Molecule: messenger RNA, 3474 nt
Organism: Oncorhynchus mykiss (rainbow trout)
Lineage: Eukaryota; Metazoa; Chordata; Actinopteri; Salmoniformes; Salmonidae
Biological process (GO): muscle contraction
Molecular function (GO): myosin binding; calmodulin binding; actin binding
Source: RefSeq, a predicted model, not a curated record
UCUGUGAGAGGAAAGAGAGUGCUGCUCUGAACGCUCCUCACAUUUUCAACAGGCUGCGCAGGGGACAGGAUCUAAGAGAACAGGAAUCCCUGUGUGUGUGUUUCUGUGUCUGUGUGUGUGUGUGUGUCCGAGAGUGAAUGAGUGGAAAAGGAGUACAUAAAUCUGUCUUAUAGAAACAUCCACGCUGGCCAUUGGGCUCAGGACUGGAAGAUACAGAGAGGUUAUUCUGAGGAAGAAGAGGAGCUACACUGUCACAUAUUUUAUCUGAUUAAAAGGGGAAGAAGAGGAGAAAGGAGACAUGUCACGUGCAAUCCCGAGAAGAAACACCAGCAAGCAAGGUUUGCAGAACCUCUUGAAAAUCACCACCCAAAGGAGCGUUGAGGAUGCAGAGGAGGUGGAGCGAGAGCGUCGGCGGAGGGCCCGGGAGUCCUUCCGCAGUAUGGGCAGCAGCAGCACCUCGGACCCUGGAGGACUUUCACUAGACAAUGUGGUCCUGGCUGAGGACGGCCUGUAUGAGAGUGAUCUGAAGCCUAGCAGCAGCUCUCCUUCUAUGGAGGAGGACGAGGGCUUCAGUGACUGGACCCAGCGGUUGGAGAGACGCCGGCAGCAGGCCCAGCGCAUGGAGGAGCUCAGUCAGGCCCCAGAGGAGCAGGACCAGAGGCCCCUGAACGGUGCCGCAAAGGCCCCCACACCACAUACCCUCUCUGCCUCAGCCACUCCCACCACAUCCACCUCUCGUCUGCAGAGACAACACAAGGCAGAAGCGGAGGAUGAGGAAGAGAAGAAGUUGGUAAGAAAGGAAAGUGAGAGGAAAAGGAGGGAGCGAGAGGAGGUGGUGAGAGAAGAGAGGGUGCAAAAGGAGAGGGAGAGAGAAGAGGAGGGAGCGAAACAGAGGCAGGAGAAGAUGAGGGUGCUCAAGAAGAGAGAGGAGGACCAAAGACCAGAUGCUAAGGAGAUGUUCCAGUUGAAGGAGAAGAGAAAAGAUGUGAAGGUCUCCUACACAUCCCAAGUCGUCCUGCAGACGGAGGCAAAGCAUGCUAACACCAACGGAGACACCGUUGGGGAGGAAAUGACUUCAUAUAUGGCCAAAACCAAAUUAAGAGCUCCCAGGGCUGUGGUACAAGUGGCAGGGGUCGAGGCUGAGGAGGAGGCGGAGGCCAUCUUAGAGGCCAAGCUGGUGAAGAUCCGGCGUAGCCAAGCAGAGAAGGAGAACCAGGAGCUUGAGCAGCUCAGACACAAGCAGGCUGAGGCCGAGCAGGAUCUGGAGGAGCUGAAGAGGAGGAGGGAGGAGAGACGCCAGGUCAGGGAGGGGGAGGAGCGCAGGAGCAGGGAGGAGGAGCAGCAGCGCCUGGCCAAGGAGGAGGAAGAAAAGAGGAGGAUGAAGGAGGACAUAGAGAGGAGGAGGAUGGAGGCAGCAGAGAGGAUGAAGAGCCUCAGUACCUCCAGUGUGGACGGAGAUGAGUUGUUUAGCCCGCUCAAUCCUAAAGGCUCCAUCUACAAGAUCACAGAAAGAACAGAAUCCUUGAACCGGUCCCUAAAGAAAAGCAACAGCUUCAAGAAGACACAGCCCCCUGUUCUCCUCGCCAAGAUCGAUGACAGGCUGGAGCAGUACACCCACGCCAUUGAGUACUCCCAGGAGGCCAAGGCAGCCAAACAGGGCCUGAUGGACAUCCCCAUGUCACCUGAGGCAGUGUCCUCCAAGAAGCACUUGUUUGAGGCUGGAGAGGCUUGGAACCAGAGCCCGUCCAAAGGCACACCAUCCAAGAAUGCUGAGGGUCUGAAGGUGGGUGUGGCAGACCUGAUCACCCAGUGGGUGAAGGGGAACCCAGAUGGCACAAGCAGGAACUCGCCCCCGAGACCAGCUGAUGUAAAAGCUGGUGACGUGAUGCAGAAAAAGAACAUGUGGGAGAUCAUUGGAGAAACAUCCCCUGGGAGAUUAGGGGCAAAGGGCAAUCCAUCUGGUAAAAGGUACAAAUUUGUGAUGACUGCUCAUGGCAAGUAUGCGAAGAUUCCUGUUGAUGAUGAUGAAUAUAUGGAUGAAUACACCAAUGGAAAAGCAGACCUACCCCAUGGUGAAUAUUGAAAAACAUGUGUUGGUGGCAAAGACUUUCUUCUCAAGACGGUAUGAACUUCAACAACACCGUUUGCUUGUCAGCCAACCCUGUGAUGAUAUCCUGAAGUAGCAUACCUUUAUACCUUUCCUACCACCUUAAGUAGGUAACUUUAGAAAUGUUUUAAAAAUGGUUAGCCGUUGCUUUGUUUUGUGUGUCUGUAUAUUCAGUUUGUACAAAGCAAUGAGAACUCCCCAAUUCCAUUUCAUCUCCAGACAUGUACAGAACAUCUGCUGUUUCCGUGACAUAGACUGACCAGAUGAAUCCAGGUGAAAGCUAUGACCCCUUAUUGAUGUCACUUGUUUAAGCCACUUCCAUGGGUGUAGAUUAAGGGGAGGAGACACAUUAAAGAAGGAUUUUUAAGCCUUAAGACAAUUUAGACAUGUAUUGUGUGUGUGCCAUUCACGCACCGGUGAGUGUCAAGAACUGCAACGUUCCUGUGUUUUUCACGCUCAACAGUUUCUGGUGUGUAUCAAGAAUGGUCCACCACCCAAAGGACAUCCAGCCAACUUGACACAACUGUGGGCAGCAUUGGAGUCAACAUGGGCCAGCAUCCCUGUGGAACGCUUUUGACACCUUAUAGAGUCCAUGCCCUGACAAAUUGAGAAAGUUCUGAGGGCAAAAGUGUGUGUGUGGAGAGGGAUUAAUAUUAGGAAGGUGUCCUUAAUGUUUUGUACACUCGGUCUAUAUUUGGUUUCUUGUCAAAAGUAUAUGCCACAUAUGUUUAUGUAUAUACAGUAUGAAUGUUUGUUUUUUACUCAAUGGUUGUUUCUCUUCUUUGUUUAUGCCAUUGAAAAGUAUUAGGUGAAUGCAUUUACAUGUAUGUUGGAAAUUAUGCAGAAAGGAACAUAAAACCCAAGCUUAGAAUAUUAAAUGGUAACUCUUUGUCAUAUUUCCAGGUUUGGGAAGUUUAGUCACUGAGCCCGUUAUUUGUAAUAUCAUGUUUUAAAAAAUGUGUUUUUCUUCUGGCAUUUAUUUGAGCACAGAGAUUAUCCAGACAUCAGCCUGAAUAAGGUGUUAAACACUAGGCUACACUGGCUUUUAAGCGAUUCAUCUCUUUUUUUUUUUCAUGCAUAAAAUUCUGCAUUGAAAUGCCAAAUAGUUUUGAGGUAACUGGAUAACCUGGUAAGAGAACAUUGCUUGUCUGUCGUAUUAUUUCCACUUUAUUUCACACACACUAACAUUUCAUCCUGCCAUUUAACCAUGAUUCUGUUUCCAGUGAUGCACACUGGGGUUUUUCACAUCCUUACUUAUGCUACUAAUGUGACAAUAUUGUGAUUACUGCUUUUUUUGUGUUACAACUUUCUUUACCUUAAACCUAUUUGUUUCUGACAUGAAAUAAAGCAUUUUAUACGAUGAUGUA